CCGAUGCAAACCUCAGUGCCCAACAACUGGUGAAUUCAUCUGCUCGACUGCUCUAGCGUCCACCGUCCAAGCUCCGGAGUGCGACAGCCCGCCUGCAGUGAUGGCGCCCAAGCACCUCAACCGCCGCCGCCACCUCCUCUUCGGCGCCGCGGCGGUGCUGGUCCUCCUCCCCUCUGGAUCCAGCGCCACCGCCGUCGAGUACUGCAAAAAGGGGCGGGACUACCCAGUGAAGGUGAGCGGCGUGGAGGUCGUCCCCGAUCCCGUCGUCAGGGGGGAACCGGCCACCUUCAAGAUCUCCGCCUCCACAGAUAAAAACAUCACUAAAGGGAAACUGGUGAUAGAUGUUGCGUACUUCAUUUUCCACGUCCACUCAGAAACUCAUAACCUCUGCGAUGAGACUUCUUGCCCAGUAACAGGUGAAUUUGUGCUAGCUAGCCAACAGACAUUACCAUCAUUCACCCCGCCAGGUUCCUACACCCUCACGAUGAAGUUGCAGGGGGACAGCAACGAGGAACUUACCUGCAUCUCCUUCGGGUUCAGCAUCGGGUUUGUUACGCCAAACCCCAUCAUCUAAGCCUGAUUUCAAGUUUGCCAUGGAUGUAGUUACAUGAACCUUAAAGUGCAACAUAUUCUUCCAUAUGACUCAGAAUGUGUGCUCAACUGUUGUCUUGUAUUCGGAGCUGGACACCCGACCUAACGAUCUAACUACAUACGGUGUUAUCAUGGACCUACCUGAGUUUGGUGCUCCAUGUCAGCAUGUUGUUUACAUGUAUAAUAUAUAUAAAAAAUUGAAAUCUCCUUUCGGUAA
This is a messenger RNA of Sorghum bicolor (sorghum), 808 nucleotides long. Its product is annotated as putative phosphatidylglycerol/phosphatidylinositol transfer protein DDB_G0282179. The transcript is spliced from 4 exons. The record is from RefSeq and is a predicted model, not a curated record. NCBI's taxonomy places the organism in Eukaryota, Viridiplantae, Streptophyta, Magnoliopsida, Poales, Poaceae. Gene Ontology annotation, biological process: intracellular sterol transport. Gene Ontology annotation, molecular function: sterol binding. The coding region runs from base 101 to 574 and encodes 157 amino acids.